Messenger RNA from Mercurialis annua (annual mercury), 2906 nucleotides. RefSeq lists its product as uncharacterized. Gene Ontology annotation, molecular function: RNA polymerase II cis-regulatory region sequence-specific DNA binding; DNA-binding transcription factor activity. The record is from RefSeq and is a predicted model, not a curated record. The transcript has 7 exons. Gene Ontology annotation, biological process: regulation of transcription by RNA polymerase II. Gene Ontology annotation, cellular component: nucleus. Lineage: Eukaryota; Viridiplantae; Streptophyta; Magnoliopsida; Malpighiales; Euphorbiaceae. The coding region runs from base 39 to 2489 and encodes 816 amino acids.
AACUACAACACAGACACACAGUAGAACUAAUUGAAGUAAUGAAUCCAUAUUUCACAGUGAAAACAGAGUAUGCAGAUUCAAGAUCAUUUCAAUUUGGGGAUGAGCCACCACAAGCAGCGGAAAUGAUGAGACUACUACCACCACCACAGCCAAGAGAAGGACUUCAUGAUAUUGGGCCACCGCCGUUUCUGACCAAGACUUUUGAAAUGGUAGAUGAUCCAGUCACUGAUCAUGUAGUUUCUUGGAGUGUUAGUGGUUCUAGUUUUGUCAUUUGGGAUCCGUAUACUUUCUCUACUGAUUUUUUGCCUAGAUGUUUCAAACAUAAUAACUUCUCCAGCUUUGUCAGACAGCUUAACACUUACGGAUUUAAAAAGAUAGACCCAGAUAGAUGGGAAUUUGCAAACGAAGGGUUUUUGAGAGGACAAAAACAUCUACUAAGAAACAUCAAGAGAAGAAGAUCAUCAAAUCAGCUUCUGCUACCUCAUCAACUGCAACAACAAAAUCAUCAAAACCAUCAUCAUCAGCAACAAGAGGCUUAUGUCGGAGAAGAAUUUGACAGAUUGAAGCGCGACAAACAUAUUUUAAUGACGGAAUUAGUGGAACUCAGACAUCAACAGCAGACCACAAGAGCUUAUAUUCAAUCAAUGGAACAGAGAUUACAAGGAACAGAAAGAAAACAGAAGCAAAUGAUGCAGUUUUUGGCUAGAGCAGUUCAAAAUCCAGCUUUUAUACAGCAAUUAGCUCAGCUGAAAGGUAAAAGAAAAGAACUGGAAGAAGCUAUGACUAAGAAAAGACGACGGCCUAUUGAUCAAGAACGCCGACAUAGCGGGACUGGAGAAUCAAGUAGAAACUCCAUCAAAGCUGAGCCUAUGGAGUUUGGAGUGUCGGAACUGGAAGCCCUUGCUCUUGAAAUGCAAGGGUUCGGAAGAUCUCGAAGAGAGGAACCUGAUGGAGAAGAAGAAGAAGAAGAUAAAGAAAUGCUGUCAGGUGGAGAUAGAGAGCUUGAUGAUGGGUUUUGGGAAGAAUUGCUGUGUGAAAGUAAUAGAGGAGGUGAUGAGAAUAAAGAUGGUUAUGUAUCAGCUGAUCAGAAAUUAGGGUUUCUUUUGUUAUGCGAGUAUAUGACCUUACAUUUACGGGGUGUCUCAGUGGCUUAUUGUUCUUUGCUGCUGCUUGUAUCACCCACACACAGAAAGUCUAGUACAUUCAAGAAGUGUGUAGAAGAGAGAGAAGAAAAGAAAGUUUGCACAGAUCAACUAUGUAAAUCACCUUAUGUGCAGACUUUAAGAGAUAAAUUGAGGCCCGCACCAUAUGGUCACCAUACAAUAUACCAUUUCUACCCCUUUGGAACUUCUUCUCUUCCAGAAAUUAACUACAACACUAACACACAGAACGUACGAAUUGCAAUUAUGAAUCCAUAUUUCACAGUGAAAAAAGAGUAUGGAGAUUCAAGCUCAUUUCAAUUUGGGGAUGAGCCACCACAAGUAGCGGAAAUGGUGAGACCACCAGCACCACCACCGCAGCCAAGAGAAGGACUUCAUGAUAUUGGGCCACCGCCAUUUCUGACCAAGACUUUUGAAAUGGUGGAUGAUCCAGUCACUGAUCAUGUAGUUUCUUGGAGUGUAAGUGGUUCCAGUUUUGUCGUUUGGGAUCCGUACACUUUCUCUACUGAACUUUUGCCUAGGUGCUUCAAACAUAAUAACUUCUCCAGCUUUGUCAGACAGCUUAACACUUAUGGUUUUAAAAAGAUAGACCCAGAUAGAUGGGAAUUUGCAAACGAAGGUUUUUUGAGAGGACAAAAACAUCUACUAAAAAACAUCAAGAGAAGAAAAUCAUCAAAUCAGCCACUGCCACCUCACCAUCAGCUCCAACAAAAUACUCCUCAUCAGCAACAAGAAUCUUGCGUUGAAGUCGGAAGAUUCGGACUGGACAAAGAAUUCGACAGACUAAAGCGCGACAAACAGGUUUUAAUGACGGAACUAGUGAAGCUCAGACAUCAACAGCAGACGACAAGAGCUCAUAUUCAAUCAAUGGAACAGAGGUUACAAGGAACAGAAAUGAAACAGCAGCAGAUGAUGCAGUUCUUGGCUCGAGCGGUUCAAAAUCCGGCUUUUGUACAACAGUUAGCUCAGCGGAAGGACAAAAGAAAAGAACUGGAAGAAGAUUUGACUAAGAAAAGACGACGGCCUAUUGACCAGAUACGACGACGUAGCGGGGCCGGUGAAUCAAGUAGAAACUCUGUUAAAGCUGAGCCUUUAGAGUAUGGGUUUGGAGUGUCGGAACUGGAAGCGCUUGCUCUGGAAAUGCAAGGGUACGGGAGAUCUCGACGAGAAGAACUCGACGGAGAGGAGGAAGAGGAAGAAGAUAGAGUACUAGACGAUGGUUUUUGGGAAGAGUUGUUGAGUGAGAGUACUAACGGAGUUGAUGAAAAUGAAGAUGUUGAUGUAUUAGCUGAGAAAUUAGGUUAUUUAAGUUCAACAAGUCCUAAAUGAUCAGAAAAUUAAAAAAAUUACGAAAAACAAAAAACAACCUCUUUGUACAUGGCUGUCUCAUCGUCUCCGUCUCCUUCGAGCGGAAGAUGGUCUAUUCCACGGUGGAGCACUUAGAUUUUCGUUGGUAUUUGCCGGAAUAAGAAAGAUCAUGUAGCACUGGCUGGCCGUGGAAUAUAUCUUAGUUUUGCUGCUGUUUCUUAACAUUUUGUACUUUAGUUUUCUUUUGUCAAAUUUUCAACUUUUUGUUAAUCAUUGUCUAAUAUUUUGAUUAGGUUGGACAUAGAAUCUGGUUGUCUGAUGUCUCAAGGUUCUUUUACCUUUUUGUGCCGUAUAUAUCUUAACUGUUUAAUUCAUUGGUCAACUGCCCUCUGUAAUAUUAUUUUUUUCUAUAAAUAGAUAUGUUGAAGUUGCUGCAAA